Molecule: messenger RNA, 1799 nt
Organism: Manis pentadactyla (Chinese pangolin)
Lineage: Eukaryota; Metazoa; Chordata; Mammalia; Pholidota; Manidae
Gene: LYRM9
Product: LYR motif containing 9
Exons: 4
Coding region: 83-340 (85 amino acids)
Source: RefSeq, a predicted model, not a curated record
CGCAGGCGCACUCGUGGCCGCCGCGUCCGCCGCGUCCGGGGCUGACGUUCCCCAGCGGAGGCUGGGACAGAGGGGCUUACUGAUGGCCCCACUACCAGGGGCGGAGCUGGUCCAGAGGCCGCUGCAGCUCUACCGAUACCUGCUGCGCUGUUGCCAGCAGCUGCCCACCAAGGGCAUCCAGGAGCAUUACAAGCAUGCUGUCAGGCAGAGUUUCAGGGUUCAUUCAGAUGAAGACAAUCCUGAGAGAAUCCAGCAGAUCAUCAAAAGAGCCAUUGAAGAUGCCGACUGGAUCAUGACCAAAUAUAAAACCAAAACUGAGACUCCAGCGCCUAAAGAGUGAAGCCAUUGAAGCUGAAAGGCCUUGCUUCUCCUGGAACUCAGCAGCAGCAGCAGUUGGGGUAUAGCCAUUGUUCUCAUUAGCAGGAAAUCAUGGGUAGGAGAAGCUGGCAUUUGCUCAGACAGCUCUUCUCGCCAUGUGUGUGUCCCCAGUGUCCUUUAUGUUUGCUUUUUCAGCCGGUGAUGAUGUGAGGUUUGGGGAGAAUGUUGUUUCACUUUGUUCUGAAAGUGAUUCAUUUAUUCUGGACGUCAUUCUUUGAGAUCUAGAGUGGGUAGCCCCUUAGACAGCGGUCUGUACGUAGGAUGGCAUGGGUUUUAGAACCAGACGUCUGGAUUUGAAUCCCUGCUUAGCGGCUUUCAAGGGUGUUGCCUUCAAGCUCAGUUUCCUCCUUUAUGGAAAUUAAAUCCGAUGACGUUUAAGAGCUUAGUGAAAGACGCAACAUGGCGGUACCAGCAAAUGUCCCUCUGAGGAGGCCGUCUCUGCCGCUCCCUCCUCUGCUCCUGUGUGCUGUGCACGUCUCUCACACGCUUCAAGUCAGGUAGUUGUUUGGGGGCUUGUCCUGCCCCUGCUUGUUGCCCCAAGCCCCUGAGCCCUCUCAUCACAUGCUGCCCAGCAGUCUGCCAAGCAGUUGCCCUUCCUGAUGCCGUCCCUCCCCGAAGCCCUGGGCCUUGCCUUCGUGGAGUUUAUAACAUCCCUGGAGUGGUGAAAUGCAGGCUUCAUGACACAAGGAGGAAUGCUGAAGCAGCUACAGCAGACACCGGCGUGUUCCCGCAUCUGCGAACCUGCCAUCUGUCUUGUCUGGCCCUUCCCUGCCUUGCCAUCAUCUUGGAAGGAAGAAAGGAUGCAGGAAAGGGGGAAGCGAGAACUCACUGGAGAGUGACAGACCUGAGUCACAUCCCAAUUGUAUACUGGUUCCUCUUCGUAACUUACCUACUUCAGCCUCGGCUUCUAUCCAAUGGGGUAAUGACUAUACUUACCUCACAGGGCUGGGGCGAGAUGUCCUGAGCUCUCAUGCAUGCCAAGUGCACCACCCGGAUCCUGGCCUGGUUGCUGGCUGCUUGGCUGUUGCCAGUUAUCACUCUUAGGGCACCUGCUUUGCAGAUGGGGAGAAGGAAGUGCAGAGAAGCUGAGUCCCAUUUUAAGGUCACAAACCUGCUAAACCAGGUCUGUCUGAGUCUAUCAGACAUCACAGAUUUGGGAGGGAAAGGAGAGGAGCAGAGAAGGAGGGAAGAAAGAAAGAAAGGGAGGGAGGCAGGCAGAAGAAAAGAAGAAAGGAAGGAGAGAGAGUGGCAGGGAAGGAUCAGGGAAACUGGCCUGAAGAUAGAGAAGAUACCCCUGAGUGUCCCCCAAGGACAUGUGUUUGUGACCUUGCAAUUCUGUGACUUAAAGUGACUCAGAUAGAUCUAUAUGCGCUCAACUGAUCAUCAGAUAAUGAAGUAAAUGUUAUCAGUUUGUGAAAGCA